Molecule: messenger RNA, 518 nt
Organism: Cydia amplana
Lineage: Eukaryota; Metazoa; Arthropoda; Insecta; Lepidoptera; Tortricidae
Exons: 2
Coding region: 141-518 (125 amino acids)
Source: RefSeq, a predicted model, not a curated record
ACUUUUUCAGAGUGUUAUACAAUGCGACCGUGAAAUCAUGCAAGAUCACUGUGGACGCCACGCCCGCCAACUCAGGUCUCUGGACGUGCGUGUUCUACACCUCGUCGUUGGCUCACACACAAGUGCCGCAGCCCAACAAGAUGGUGGAACUGAGGGUGCUCGCGGCAGACGGAGAAAACGAGAGGAGGGAAGAAGACAGCGUGACGUUGUUGUAUGCAAGAUCCCACGAAGAUGUGGCUCUGAUAAGUGCUGCGCCAGACAGAGAGGUCGCAGUGAGGGAAGGAGACAGCGCGACGUCGUAUGAAAAUGACGAGCCUAUAGUGGUCAGCGUGCAAACUUACGUGUGCGCUAACCUGGCGUUCCUGGCCACGUUCGCGGCGCUGCUCUACUGCAAGGAGCGCUACUACACGCGCUACUACGGCACGCGCCGGGAUUAUGAUGAUGAUGACAGCCUACACGAGGCCAAGCGGGCUGGAGGCGUCAAGUGCUCUGCCAACCCUUUAGUGCUCGUGUUAUGA